This is a messenger RNA of Anopheles bellator, 4320 nucleotides long. It is a transcript of the gene Cc2d2a, whose product is annotated as coiled-coil and C2 domain-containing protein 2A. Lineage: Eukaryota; Metazoa; Arthropoda; Insecta; Diptera; Culicidae. Gene Ontology annotation, cellular component: ciliary transition zone. Bases 1 to 4320 code for a protein of 1439 amino acids. The record is from RefSeq and is a predicted model, not a curated record. The transcript has 5 exons. Gene Ontology annotation, biological process: non-motile cilium assembly; protein localization to ciliary transition zone.
AUGAGUGAUAGGCCAAACUCUCCACGCAAACGCCGCACACGCCAUCGUUAUAGGCGCCACGCGAAGGCGAUAUCCGGUCGAACCGAGAGCACCGUGCGGCCAACGAGUACGUCACCAGCACCACCGCCGACUGGCCCACUUCCGGCAGGGCAGGAGGAGCGAAAAGUGCGCCGAUCGAAGCUCAAUCCAUCUUUCGUGCAGGAAGAGCGUGAAGUGAGGGCUUCGCUGGAAAGGUUCGGUGCGCCACUUGGAGCUGGAGGAAAGCCAGAGUUGCACAAGGAGGAUCGAGAAAUCCUCUUCUUUACCGACACACUUCCCGAUGAAGUCUUCUACGAUGCGCAAGACCAUCAUUCUUUGGACGAUCCGCUUACCUCCGCUUCGGGAAACCCAAAGAGAUCCUCCCCCGUGAAGUCGUCUUCGUCCAACGAAGAUCCGGAAGACACUCCCACACACCUAGCGUCGUCCUACUUUCAAACGGACGAUUCCGCGGUUGUGGUGGUUCCAUGGAAAGCGCAAAAGCUUGACACUCUCGACGAGAACUUGCUGUACUAUCAACCAGGACGCGGUUUCUCCGCGUCGAGAACGAUGCUUAAGGAAAUACGGGUUGAUUCAACCGUCAGCAUCGUCGGAGCAGGCGAGACCGUGGAUGAGGAAAGAGGGAGCAGCUCCACAACGUUCGUUCCUCCGAAUGUGAGUGUGGCCAAUAAGAACCGCCUCAUGAACCGGCUGCUGGAGGAAGAGCGCGAAGAAUGGUUCGAUGCGCGCGGUGAACUGGUCGACUUCCGGCAGUAUGUGGGUACCGAAAGGGUACGGGGUUUCUGCAGCAAGAGCUUCGUCCCCUUCUACAUCGAACCGAUUCCGCUUGCUCAAACGGUAGAACAACUGCCAAUGGAGCGCACCGUGAAGAUUCUGAUCGGAAAGCUGCACUUUGAUGCUCAUCCUACGUUCGGGGACGUUGUGCGGUUGCGAUUAAAGUUGGAACAACUCUACCGCCAGUACUACCGCAUCCGACGCUUAAACCGUACCCAUCUGCUCGAGGGUAAGCUGCAGGAGCUACGCGCGCGAGAAGAAAACGGCGACGAAGCGGAUUUGGAUGAGUUUCAACUGAAAAUGGCCCGCCGAGAGCUACGAAAGCUUGUUUACCAGGAGGUACGCACGGAACGCACAGUUGCCAAGCAGAUGCUUGAAGUUUGGGACGAAUUAAAGGAACUACAGACGGAUUGUGGCCUUAAAUUGACUAUUCCAAGCCCGGAAACGGAAGAGGAUCGUGAUAGCAGCGAGUUGCAGGAGCGUUUCACAAUGGAGCUCCAGGAAACGCUGGAAGAAGAGCAUGAGCUGUACGUACGAGACAAGCAAGAAUACAAGGCGUACCUGCGGGAUCUUGAACUGGAUGAGGCGGCCGACGAGGCUCAGCGAGAACCAAUCGUGAAACCGAAAAAACCCGACCCGGCCCGUCUGAGGCACGAGUUCCAACGAUUGUUUGAUGAAACGUUUCGCUCGCCGGAAGCACCACCCUUCAGCAUCGUUCUUCAUCGCGAUCCGGAAGUGAUCGACCGUUCGCGACAACGAUCGGGCAAGGAGCUGCAAUUUAAAGCGAAACUGUUCAUCGACGGUAACCACGUGGCGUCGACGAAAGCGCGCCAUUUUCAGGGUGACGCACUGGUGGACUUCAACACUUCGUUCGCCAUCAAGCUCACGACCAAGAUACCGGAAAUGGUGGCGGUUCACCUGUUCGAAAAGAACCGCUUGAAGGUGAAAAGCAAACGGGCGGAAAUCUUUGUGCCGCUUCCGAGCCGCACCGAGCUGUUCGACGACGGUGCGUUCGUCGACUAUCAGUUUUCGUGCGGCAAACCGUACAAACCCCAGACCUACGCCAACGGAAGUAUGGAGCUGAAGGUAGGUUGGCUGGAGCCGGCCGGGUCGGCCUUCCCAAGUCCGAGUCGGCGACGCGUUGUGCCGCGCCACGUAGUUCUCUCCAGCGACCAGGUGCACCGGUGGGUCGACGAACAAGCACUCGGCCGAGGCGAGCUCGAUGUGCUGAUGAAGGCGCUUGAGUUGCAAGAAACAGGGACCCGCAAGUCGUCCAGUGAACUCGCGGUAGAUCGCGAUCCUCCAAAACUGAUGCCAUCUGAUGAAUCGGCCCAGUUUCGGUUGAACGAAGAUUUGCUGGCGUUCUGCUCUGAGGACACGAUCGAACGGAACGAACGGUUGUUGCUGCUAACCAAACGGUUCAAUCGCACGCUCAAGUACCGUGAUGCCAAAUUCAUUCCCCAAAGCGAACGGGAACUGGCGGUUGUGAACGACGAGGAGGAAGCGCAGCGCAAAAUUAUUGACGAAACUCUCGGUACCGAUCCGAUCGAUCUCCAGCGCCACCGUGGCAAACGCUAUCUUCAAAAGGUAUACGAAAUUAUCACCAACCACUGCCGGGUGCUGAAUCAGGACAAAGUGAACAACAAUCUACUGGUGGGUGCUGAUCAGGUACCAACGUUCGGAACGCUUAGUUUGGCGUUCUUGGAGAUAUUUGGACCCCGUCGUCCGCUGAAACCAUCACGCAGGUCCCCCGCAAGCCGCACUUCGGUGCGCAUGACCGAUGUGACGCAGAACUUUCAGAUCGUCGUCACGAUCGUCCGCGCGUUCGGUAUACCGAUGCGUACCGAGGACAAUCCGUCGGCGCUCGGAGAGGGCCGCCGCCACAGCAACAUGUCCUCCAAUGGGCGAUUGUCUUUUCGGUCCUCGAACGUACGGCCGUACAUUGCGGUGUCAAUCAAGGAUCGAGUCUUGCGAACAUCGACGGCCGACGGGACGGCUCCCACGUGGAACGAGCAGCUGGAACUUCCUCUCGAUGUGAGCACCGAUCAAAUACGAAAACAUCUGCACAUCGAUCUGUACGAUGAGUUCAUGGAGAACCUGCUGGAGGACGACCGGGCGCGACCGACCGAAAUGUAUCAACGCAUUUCGAGCAGGUGGUUGGGACAACUACGAAUUCCUAUCAGCACCAUCUAUCUCAACCAACGGUUGGAGGGAACGUUUGAAAUCAAAACGCCUCCCAUCUUGUUUGGUUACGACCGACAACAGCAACCAUCACCGGGAUACCAAGGUGCGGCGGACAUUCAGGAAAACUAUGGCACAGCGCUUGGCUUGAUCAGUUCCGGUACUGCCAGCCUACCAGAUAUGCGGGAACUAACGCACGUUUCGUUGUUCAUCAGUCUGGAGCCACCAAUCGAACGACCAAUGCUCGAUACGGGCGGGUUGGAGUGUGUCGAGCUCGAUCAAACCCGGACCAGAAUUUCACUCUGGUACGCAGAGUACCGACAUGAGUUUCCAGCCCGUGCGAUCGUACCUCCGAUGGUUACGUUGCUCGGUGGCAAGCGUAUUUGUGCCACGCGACUGCUGGGACCGCUGCCGAUACCGUUUGCUAUCGAUGAACGGGCGGAAAUGAUGAUCCGACGCUACGUGUCGCUUAUUCCUGUGCACCACAGUGUCGACCCGUGUUCGCAGUUAGGUGGAAUCUGGCUCACGAACAAGGAAAUCUUAACGAUGAUGUGCGCCUCUCCGAAGGACUUGGGCGUACUGCUGGCCUGCUUCUACCUUGGACUGGGCUACGACGUGUGGCUCAUCUUUGGCAACAGUGUGCUAAUAGGUGAUACCACCUUUGUGCUGUUGCUCGAAGCCGGCGAGUUCUUCAUUGUUGACCCGUACAGUGGCAAAAAGUACAGCAGCACCGAUACGUACUGUCCGCUGGGUCGUAUCUACCUGGUGGUGGGCUCUGGAAACGUGUGGGGUAACAUUCAGAAGGAGAAUCGUGUAUUUUUGUCGCAGCUGGACGUACGCAAGUCCGGCUACUGGCGGGCGUUGUUUAAUCGGUUCAACGAAGCACCGUUGGGGUGUGUGCAGGAGGGCACGUUCCAGUUCACGGAAGCGCUUCCGGCUCGUGACCUUCAGCGCGCAAUUGAGCGAAAAGUGAUGAAGAAAAUUGCCUCCUGGCGAACGCACCGGAAGACCAUAUGGAAUCGGUACAUAAACGAGCAACUACGAAGCACGCUCGUAAGCCUGGAGCGGGACACUUGCCAGGAGACGGACAGUGACCGGCAUAUGGUCGAAAAUUUUGGCCAGAUGUUCGUUUCAUACAAAAUCAACGGAUUUCCAAUUAAUAUGCCUUACACGAACCUGCCGAGCAUCGUUGCGCAGGUGAAAGGCACUGGCAUACACCUGAACUCAGAAAAUGGCGUCGAGUUCGCGCUCGCUGUCUACAUAAAGGAUUUUCCUUGCAACGUGUACUCGGUUUGGGUAUUUCUCAUGUCGCUCGUGCCGAGAGCGUAG